This is a messenger RNA of Labeo rohita (rohu), 1448 nucleotides long. It is a transcript of the gene cgrrf1, whose product is annotated as cell growth regulator with ring finger domain 1. The record is from RefSeq and is a predicted model, not a curated record. Gene Ontology annotation, biological process: negative regulation of cell growth. The transcript is spliced from 6 exons. Bases 167 to 1183 code for a protein of 338 amino acids. NCBI's taxonomy places the organism in Eukaryota, Metazoa, Chordata, Actinopteri, Cypriniformes, Cyprinidae.
CCGGAAGUUUACGUUAGUGAGUCUUGUAGGGUGACAGCCCAAAGCUAGACUGCAUAGAAUACAAGAUUACCGCACUUAAAAAAAACAAACAAACAAAAAAACAAAGUAUUUAUUUUAUCAGACGUACCGGCAUUUAUGCGCACUGCAUUAAUGUAACAUUUUAAGCAUGGCUGCGGAGUUUUUAGUAAUGUUGUAUGAGUAUUCUCCUGUCUUUUACAUUACUGUCAUAUCAGUAUGUUUCAUUAUCACUGUGGCUGUUGUGUUGGGCUGGUUUGGAUUUGAUGUCCCGGUCAUUUUACGCAGUUCAGAUGAGGCUGAGUCUUUAACACCCGUCCCUGAGAGGAAGAUGGUGCAGGUGACCAAUCCCUUCGCUUUAGAGAUGGACUCUACGGUUGGGACAGUAACUGAGGGUGUGAAUUUGCAGCCGUAUUGUCUUGAAGACUGUGUCCUGAGCUGUUUUUGGGGUUGUGGGGUCCAGGCUCUCCAGGCGGCCCUUCAGAGUCACCAGCGUGAGGUCCCGCUCAGCACACCAGAGCUGUUUCAAGAGGCUCUGGAGUUCAGCUACCAUCACCACCAAAGCUUCAACAUACAGAAAGAAGAAAAAGAAGAAUACCUCACCCAGAUGCCUCCAGAUCUCGGAGUAACCGAUUUUGGGUCGCUCCCGCGGGAUCGAUACCCCUUGGUGGCUGUGUUGACCCUAGCCAAUACGGAAACCAGGGACAACUACAAUAUUGUGGCCAGUGUGACAGUGCUCCACAUUCCUGAUGACAAAUACAGGCUCUCUGCGAGGAUCUUGUUUCAGUAUCUUCUCACUGCACAAGGGAAUUUAUACGAUCUGAAGCCUCUCUUCAUGUCAGCAGACAACAGCAACUUGUCUGGAACCACAGAGCCUUCGACUAGUACUCAAGGGGUGGAGCCACAGCCCGAAAGUCCAGGUGAGAAAGGGGAGGAGUCUGAUUCGGAAGGGGAGUGGCCUGAUGCCCAAGGCAGAGACUGUGUGGUGUGUCAGAACGCACCGAUCAACAGAGUGCUGCUGCCAUGCAGACACGCAUGCGUAUGCGACGGCUGCGUGUGCCACUUCCAGCACUGUCCUAUCUGCCGAGCGUUUGUCCUUGAAUCUUUUGCUCUGGCUAACCAACCUUGUGAUGAUGAAGAAGAGGAGGAAGACUUAAUAGAAGACUAAAACUGUGUAAACUCAGUAUUAAAAGCAAGCCUUUGCUGGAAAAGCUAAACUCGAAAAGGAAAAGUAGCAUCUUUAAAGGUAAAGAGAUGCAGGCAGCUGACCUUUAACCCCAAGUAUGGACGCUAUUAGAAUAAUUUCAGUUUUAGACUUUUGAAGUUGAGCGUGCUUGUAAAAUGUGUUUAAUAUAGAGAUUUUAAGUUGAAUAGAAUAUUUAUUUUUUUCUCAUAAUAUUGGUUGAACUAACAAAUACAUAUUUCAGAAUGAA